UGCGUAAACAUGCCUCGCGCGGUGGUAUCGUGGAGUGCGCGAUACUUGGGAUUUAGUCUGCGACACGGGAUUACCGCGGCUUGACUCGCGGAGCAGUCCGACUCACGGGAAGAGCGGUGAGGAAUUAAAUACGUCGGUCGCGUCUAUGUUGUUGUUCGCUGUGUGUUCCGCUCAUUCCAUUUCCCGUGUCAUCGCGAGUGCGCGCGCGCGCGCGUUUGUCUGGACCCGCGAAACGAUCGUCCGGCGCGAUGGUGCCGUAUAUCGAUACCCGUCGUCGUAGUCGUCGGCGGCAGUAGUGGGUCGCCUGUGCGGAUUGUGCGAGCGAGGAAAAGGCGAACGAGCGAGCGAAGAGGAAGUAGUGCGUAAGGAGCGAGCGCCAACACGUUACGACGAGAGACGGUUUCCCUCGAAGAAAAAGGAGGAGAAAGAAGGAUCGAGAGAUCGGUGCACAGGACGUCGUCGUUAAAGUGCUAUGUGGGACGUCGCGACGCAGCGAGACCUCGUCGUCGCCGCGAUACGAACGUCGCGGAAUGGGGCCCGUUGAUCGGGUCCGAAGGAGCAGCAACAGCAACGGAACUCGACCAUCGACAACAACAACAACGACGGCGGCAUGGACGUCAUCGUGGACGGGGACGAGCAGACCCUUCAGGCGAUUCUCGGUCGUAAUGAUUUCGUCGGGGGGAUAGACAACGAGGCCUUGGAUUUUUCGCAAUUGGAGGACUUUAUUAACAGCGACAGUGAACAACCUGCAACAUAUUUUGCGGACACUCUUGCCCACAACGAAAAUGGGGGUGGAACGACGUCUCACAACGGCCGCAUCGAACCACCGACCUCGCAACCGGUCGGACAGCAGCAGCCACCGCCGCGAUUACCCUCGCCGCAGAUGACGCAGGCUCAUCCAGUCUCGAUAGCGUGCGCUUCCGGUACCACGACGGUGCCUAAUAACAACGGCAGCUAUAAAGACCCGCAGUCGUAUGUUCACCCACACGCGUUGCCGGAAAGUCCACCGGACAGCGGAAGCGAGCCACCGUAUUCACCGCCAGGACAUAAUGACACUCAGCACGUGCAUUCGCCACAUCAAAAAGCUGCCUUGCAGGAGAUACUUUUGCAUCACCAGAGCAACCAGUACCCGUCGAAUUUGUUGCCGCCGUCCCCGAGAGCGUUGCCUGCGACAACAGAUCCUCUACUGUUAACACCGGUCUUGACGCCCCAUCUGACAUCGGGAACGACGAAUAUCUCGACGCAGCCUCAGAUAGGACCGUCUUUGGUACAGUUGUCGCACGAGCAUAGUCCACCCGGCAUCAACACCCUCUAUUCCUCCCUGCAAUCGGCUCCAAAAAAGAGAAAACUCAGUCAGGAUGGUCUCAUUCACGUUAAACAGGAACCUGAAUUGGGUACUGUGGAACACAGCUGUAGUAGCAGCAGUGCGGUACUCGAUGGCGACGAAGUCGCCGACAGUAAUUAUAUCGACGCUAGUUAUCAGUGCAUUCGGUUCCACCCUUUCCAACAGACAUCCUGGCACGUUCUUUGCGAUCACAAUCUCAAAGAGUUACCGGUACCGCAUUACAGGGUGGACGCCGACAAAGGUUUUAAUUUUAGCAAUUCGGACGACGCAUUCGUCUGUCAGAAAAAGAAUCAUUUCCAGAUAACGUGUCACGCGCAACUUCAAGGAGAGGCUGUGUUCGUUCGAACUGGCGAAGGUCUGAAAAAAAUCAGCGGUUUCCAACUGCACUUUUACGGGGUGAAAGUGGAAUCGCCGUCGCAAACUAUCAGAGUCGAACAAAGUCAAAGCGACAGAAGCAAGAAGCCAUUUCAUCCAGUAACGGUCGAUUUAGGCGGCGAGCGUGUUACGAAAGUGACAGUCGGCCGUUUGCACUUUAGCGAGACGACGAGUAAUAAUAUGCGCAAGAAGGGAAAACCGAAUCCAGAUCAGAGGUAUUUUCACUUGGUCGUUGGACUGCACGCCCAUACCGCAGACCAAGCCAGUUAUCAAGUGGUGGCUCACGCGUCGGAACGUAUAAUUGUCAGGGCGAGUAAUCCGGGACAGUUUGAAUCGGAAGGCAGUGGCGUAGGUGCUGAAGGUGGAUGGCAGAGAGGUGCAGCCCCGGACAGCGUGUAUCAUGCCGGUAGAGUAGGAAUUAAUACGGACAGGCCGGACGAGGCUCUCGUUGUGCACGGCAAUAUGAAGGUUACAGGGCAUAUCGUUCAACCUAGCGACGCGAGAGCGAAGCAGAGCGUUCAAGAGGUGGAUACGCGUGAACAGCUUCGAAACGUCCAACAACUGCGCGUUGUUCGUUAUCGGUACGCGCCGGAAUUCGCGCAGCACUCUGGUCUGGAUGUCAAACAGGAGGAUACUGGCGUCAUAGCACAGGAAGUUCAGCAAAUUUUGCCGGAAGCGGUGCUGCCGGCCGGUGAUAUAGUUCUACCAAAUGGCCAGAGAAUCGAAAAUUUCUUAGUGGUGAAUAAAGAGAGGAUAUUUAUGGAGAACGUUGGCGCCGUCAAGGAAUUAUGUAAGGUGACAGAUAGUUUAGAAACCAGAAUAGAUCAGUUAGAGAGAAUAAAUAAACGACUGGCAAAGUUGAAAAGAGGGGAUAGUCUAAAGAGUUCCAUCAGCACGGUGUCUAGUAUAUCAGGCAACAAAUAUUCAUCUUCUAUCAAUAACAAUAAGUCAUCAUUGCACGGCAAGACGAAAAGGCUCGAAAGAGAGGAAGAGUUUCUCUGCAGUAAUAAAUUCAUUCAGAUUAUCAUUGUUAUACUUAUUCUCAUCAUGGCAUUUUGCCUAGUUGCAAUGGCAACUUUAUACUUCUUAGAGUACCAAAAACGCAGCAGCAUCGAAUGGUCCACCAUGGCUAGCAACGGAAUGCUGGCUAUCGGUCCAGCUCAUCCGCCGGCGUUAUCCACCACUUCGAAUUAUGAGCACCGAUAUAAUUCGUUGCUGCAUAGCACUCUAUCUCCUUUAUAUACUAAACGCGGAUCUUCUACAAGGGGAUCAGACGGAGCGUCCAUCAAAAGCAAUUCUCUCACCACGCCGACUCCGCACACGAAACAACAAGUGUAUACUCAGGAAAUAACGCGAUAUCCGAGCCAUCCAGGUCCCCAACCUAAACUUGAGAAAAACAAUGAAUUUCCGGGAAAUUGGCUCAGCAGAAACGGUGCAGGCGCUGUUCCCAGUAACGUGGACGAAAACGAUCAAGGCUCGGACGUAGAUUCUUCAUCCGCCAGCAAAGGUCCGGUUCCUAUAGGAAGACCCGAGGAAUGUCCUGCGCAUUUUAGCGAGCUCGAAAGCCCAUGUCAGGUAUAUUGCUGCACAACUGAAAUUCAUCAAUUGGAAGAUCUUCAACCCGAUCACCCACCAGAAAAGAAAUCAAUCUCAGACCACCUGGAGCAGCCAUUAAGCAUGCCGCAUGAAGAGACGAAAUUAAGCAAAGGUUUCCAAAAUGGCAUCAGUCCGUCCGAUCCCAGUACUCAGACUCUUGUGAAGGAGACCAAUUACAAGUAUUUGCAUAAACGGGCGAGGCGAGAAACUGGCGGUGGGGAUUGGGGCGAAGUCGCCAGCAACGCCGCAGGAUCGUUGCCACCGGAGCCUAGACCGCAAUUAUUCAUAGUAACGAAGAAGUUUAAUACCUCUUUAGAUCACAGAUACUGCUCGCCGUCAUCGCCGGACACACCCAACAACAUCAGCUGCAUUGUACCUUUAUCAAAACACAUGCCGGACAUGCAUUUAACAUUACAUUUUGUCGGCAUGCCGUGGUAUUGGCAGAUCGUAACACAAUGUCCCGUUUUGUCGAGCCCCGGCAUCGAUGAGACAAUAGUGUGCAGUUGGAACUAUGCUUUACCGCAACAAGCUCAAUAUAUCGAGAACAACCAACCGGGUGACCAGACAUUUUCUCUCGACGUCGCUCAUUACCUCAGGAAGACCUUAAAGUAUCGAAUACCCACGAUGCAACCUCAAGAGAAUAUUUGUAAAAGUAAACAUGGCGUUGACUAUUUGGAAUUUACAUUGCACUUUUAUCGAGACUGCGAGGAACAAUGAAUCUUUUUUUCCGGCAUAUACAGUGCAAUCUGGUGAGAAACUUAAUAUUAAGUUUCUAAUAAUCUAAAAAAAGUUGGAUUCUCCGCAAUUCCCUAUAAAGCCUCUGUGCCUUUGUAAUCUGUCCUCUGCUUUCGUAGUUUAUAGUACACUUGUAUUUUAUAUAUCAUUAUAAGCCCAGACAGAGCCGAGCCUAUCAGACAGAACAGAUUGUGCAGAGUGCUGCUACAAAUUUUAUCGGCGGAAUGCCAGCAGAAAUCUAACAGCAUCCGCUGAGACAGAAUACAGUAAUAGAUUGACGAUAGAAAUGAAAUUUAAAUGCUUACGAAACGACAGACAGCAUCUGUUAUCAAAAUCUGCCAUUAGAUUAUAUCAACAAACUCUGCUAGCAAAACUUAAGCUUAAUGCAGACACGUUGACGCCAAUAGGUUUCAAUAUUCGAUCGAAUUUACUGCUGGCAUACUGCUAAAUUUUGCUUACUGGGGCAUAGUAUAUUAUUUACUGAUAUAAAGGUAAAAAUAUAUAUGAUUUAUAACUCUAAUUAUAAUGUAACGCAUAUCGUAUCAUGCAAGAAAUUUCUCUAGGUAUUGUAUACGAAGAUACACAACGCAAUUAUCUUACUCAUUACAGAGUCGAUAGCAAUAAUGACAAACCAGCAACUGAGUAGUGUUUGAUGGGUGCACCAUUUUUCACUGUGUUUGCAUAUAGAAUUGCGUGUUUUCACAAUAUAUCUCAGAAUAGUAACUUGUUUUAAUUACACAUAUUUAAUUUUAUGGAAGCUGUCCGUAAAAUUAAAUAUAUAUUACAUUUGGAAAUUGUCCAAAAAAUUAAGUCAGAAAAGAUAUAUUACUAUCAUGUGCAUUACGAAAUGUAUAUACUGUUUAAAUAUCAGUUUUACACCCAUUGAUUGAUGUAGAUACACAUAUAUAUUGUAUAUAUAUUUGUAUCUACCAUAUAUCUUCUAAUUUAUUAUAUUAAUAGUUUCCUACGAGAGAAACUUAUACUCAAGAUCCAGCCGUUUUGUGAACGUAUAUUUCUACACGUACAGCAUAUUGAAUUAUGCUUAGCAUAUUCAACAUAAAUCUUUUACGUAGUCGACAUUUACUUUUUGAUACUGAUUUACAGAAGUAGUCUUAUUGUAUAAAACGUAAUAUUUGAAAUUACUAAUUGCUAACGACAUUUCAGACGCUUGCAAAGCUGAAUAAGCUUAUUAUCCACGGUAUAUCACGUAAAAAUCAUAUUAUUUAAGUUGUAAAAAGUCAUAUACGUCUGCUAUAUAAUUAACUUUAUUUCACAAUUAUGUACAAACACAAAUUGAAUGUUUAAUAUGUUAUGAUAUGUUAUAUAAUAUUGUUAUUCAAAUAAGGAACGAGAGAUUUACCGUUGAUUUUUAAUAAAUUAUUUUUAGGUUAAAUAUUUCUUUUUCAUGGUAUAUAUUGUAAUAGAGAUUAUCGAGGCAACUAAUUAUUUUAAUACUUUUGUUUGCAAUGCUAUUUGUUUAUAUUAAACAAUAUUAUAGAGUUGCGAGUUCCUAAAAACUAUUGUACAGUAAAUCUUUAAUGCAUAAUAGAAUUAUUAUACAUAUAUUGCACAUAUUUUGCCACAUUUAUGCUAAAAAAAUGCUAUACGCAUGAAUAGCUAAAGAACAAUUAUUAGAAAAUAUUUAUUCCUGAUUAUAUUUGCGUGCUAAUUUUAAUUUCGUAUAGAAAGAAAGAAAAAGAGC
Molecule: messenger RNA, 5753 nt
Organism: Linepithema humile (Argentine ant)
Lineage: Eukaryota; Metazoa; Arthropoda; Insecta; Hymenoptera; Formicidae
Product: myelin regulatory factor-like protein
Biological process (GO): positive regulation of DNA-templated transcription; protein autoprocessing
Cellular component (GO): nucleus; endoplasmic reticulum membrane
Molecular function (GO): sequence-specific DNA binding; DNA-binding transcription factor activity
Source: RefSeq, a predicted model, not a curated record